AUGGGAGUGUCAGAAGCAGUUGCAGAUAAGAAACAUAAAACUUCGAAAUAUCCAUUGAAGGUAAGGGAUGAAGAGAAUAUAAUUAACGCAUUUGAUCCUGCCGGGGUGUCGUCGGUGGAGUUUGACAUGGCCUGUAUCGCCUCGUCUGACGAAGUACUGGCCCAUGUGUGUCAGGCCAUACACACUGACUUCACACCCACAUGGGAGCUGGUGAUAGUAACUAGUGGAGGUAAUGUUAUCCAAGAACAGAAAGCACACCAUGCAUGUGUGUAUAGUACGCUUGUGCAUGAUCGGAGAGCGAAAGCCACGGUGCUAUUGGGCGAUUCAAAAGAAGAGCACGAAUUGCGGAGUAGAAAGUUCACACUGGAUAUAGACCUGACCACAUUCUCGAAGAUGAUCAUAGCCGUGGCAAAGAAAAUGUACGGGGAUAGCGAGGGUGAUGAGUUCAAGCUGUGCUUCAUGACCGAAGGCGGUAAUACCAAAGUUCUAUUUCGCACCUCGAUUAAGAGGAGCGCUACAUGCCAACCUGGGGUGGUGCGAGCCAAAGAGCACGGCGCUUUAUCUGACGGUCAUGGCGUGUUUGUAUUAAGACAAAGAAGUAUAAUGCGUGCCGUUCAGGGGAAAGACACCAAAAAAGGACACUGGCGAAGUAAACUGAAGAACCAGAAGAAAAGCCUUCCCGAUUUCAAGGGCACGCUUCUCAGACAGCCGAAGAAGAAAGGCAAAGCCGCGGAAUCGCACGUGCAAGUUCAGACCGAAACAUCUUUACAAUUAGACAGCACUUCACAAGACAAGACUUAUGACGACAACAUCACUCUCAACAAGGCCUACAACAGUAACGCACAAGAGAAGCAACCGACCAACGAACAAGGCUAUAAGGACAACGCCAUCAGGAAGCACCACAGUACUACGAGGCAAACCAUCAAUAGCGCUGCAACUCCCAAAGCAAUGACGGGAUGA
Messenger RNA from Sphaeroforma arctica JP610, 960 nucleotides. RefSeq lists its product as hypothetical. The record is from RefSeq and is a predicted model, not a curated record. Lineage: Eukaryota; Ichthyosporea; Ichthyophonida. The transcript has 8 exons. Bases 1 to 960 code for a protein of 319 amino acids.